UCACGUUCUCAUGCACACAUACGAUUUCAAUGGAAAAGUGUAAAAAAACUCGAAUCACCGCCUUUUUUUUACUAUUUUCACUGUUUUUGUUUUUAUUUACAACGUUUAUAUGAGAUUAUUUAAGACAUAUCAAUGUUUAAAUAAUUUGAAUGAUCAAAAUUUUAAUUAAAAAUUAUUUAAGGUUGGAUCUUUUACUAUUUUUCUAGGCUAAAUAGUGAUAAGCAAAAACAACUAGAAUGGAUGAAGCAGUUCACUGUCCACCUACUUUUAAGCUUAGUUUUACGGAACAGGUUUACGCCGUGGAAUUUUCACCAUUUGAAUGGUUACAAGAUUUAAUUUGUGUUGCUUUUGGUGAGGAAAUAGUAGUUGGAACUGUCAAAUUUCAAGAUGAUGACGACGUAGAAGACAAUAUUACUUAUACUCCAAUAAAAACAUUUCAUCAUGACACUCGAGUACAAUCUAUAAGUUGGAGUCCAGAAACUUCUUUGAGUGUUGUUCCAAAGAUUGUUGCAUUUUGUGUAGCAGGAGCUGAUUUUAAAAUUAGAUUAUAUCAUAGUAAUUUAAAUGAUGUAAAUAUUUACGAAAUUUUAGAAGGCCAUAAAGAUUAUAUCAACGCAAUAGCCUAUGAAGCUGAAGGAGAGCUUGUUGCAUCAGUUUCUGAUGAUCAUACCUGUAAGCUUUGGGCUAUCAAGGAAGAUAAUAAAUCUGUCUCAACAUUUUAUUUGACUUCUCCAGGAGUAAGUGUUUGUUGGCAUAAUGAGGAAUCUGGAAAAUUAUUAGUCGCUGAAAAGAAUGGAUUAAUUCAUUUAUACAAUGUAAGAAGUCAACAAGCUAUCAUGUCAUUGGAUGCCAAUAUCGUACCUUUAGUAUCGGCUGACUGGAGCCCUAAUCCACUAAAAGUUGCCUGUGUAGCAGCUGGAGAGUUACUCGUAUGGGAUGUAUCAAGACCUAGCCGACCAAUACUAAAUCACACAGUUUAUGUGGAAGGUGGAUCAGUGAUGAAAUUUUCAAAUGGAAAUGAGAACCUCAUUGCCUGUAUUGGUCGUCCAGACAAUGCAUUAAAAGUAGUUAAUUUAAAAAAUAAACAAGUUAUAUUGAGUGGGAAUGUGAAAUUAAUUGGUGGACUUACUUGGCAUCAUAAACUGCCUUACGUUUGUGCAGGAAGUGAUAGAGAAGUAUUUUUCUGGCGAAUUAAUUCCAAAUAAAUAAUAUUAUAUACAAUAUUUAA
Messenger RNA from Chelonus insularis, 1228 nucleotides. RefSeq names its product nuclear pore complex protein Nup37 (gene Nup37). Gene Ontology annotation, cellular component: nuclear pore outer ring. Bases 237 to 1205 code for a protein of 322 amino acids. The record is from RefSeq and is a predicted model, not a curated record. NCBI's taxonomy places the organism in Eukaryota, Metazoa, Arthropoda, Insecta, Hymenoptera, Braconidae. The transcript is spliced from 5 exons. Gene Ontology annotation, molecular function: protein binding.